AAUAACGUCUCUGUUAUAAAUCUGCAGUUGUGAAAGUCACUUCGGAUAGGAAGUACAUAUAUAUCAACAUGAGCCUUAAGUUUUCUGUGAACUUGUGCUUCAUGUUUCAUGAUACGCCAUCUCUCAAGGAAAAAUACAAAUUAGCUAAAGAUGCUGGAUUUAAAGCUGUCGAAAGCAGUAUCUAUCCUGGCACUACUAUUAAAGAUAUGGUAGAGGCUAAAAGAGGUGCUGACGUCGAACAAAUUCUCCUAAAUGUUUAUACGGGUGAUAUAUCGAAGGGAGACGUAGGAUUUGCUGCAAUUCCUGGACAAGAGGAGAAUUUCAAGAAGAGCAUUGACACAACGAUAGAAUACGCAAAAGCAUUAAACUGCAAACAAAUUCAUGUAUUGUCCGGUAUUGUGAUUAAGCCAACAUCCGCUAACGACGACGUCUACGAAAAGAAUCUUUUAUACGCGGUCGAGAAAUUUAAAAAAGAAGGAAUCGUUGCUCUCAUUGAACCGAUCUGCAACGCUGACGUUCCAAAUUAUUAUUUGAAUAGUUUUGAAAAAGGUUUAAACAUAGUGAAAAAGAUAAAUAGCCCGUAUUUAAAGAUACUAAUCGAUGUAUUUCACCUGCAACAAAUUUGUGGAAAUCUUACGAAAAAUAUUAAGGAAUUAAUGCCUUACACGGGUCAUGUACAAAUUGGUCAAGUUCCAGAUAGAAACGAACCUGACACGCCUGGAGAAAUCGACUACAAAUAUGUACUUUCUGUCUUAGAAAGAGAAGGCUACAAAGGAUAUGUUUCAUUGGAAUACUAUCCAAAAUCAUCUCCGACCAAAGGAUUAAGUUGGUUGCAGAAAUAUGGUUACAAAUUGUAGCGAUGUUGUUAUACGCGUAUCGAGAUACACCAUAUUUUUACAAAUUUAAUUUUUAUUACGAACAUUAUAUACAUAGGAAACAAAACAUGAAGUAAACUUUUUUUAUAUAUACGUUAUUAUUCUUGUAAUAUUAAAUGAAAGAAAUGUUCUAU
Molecule: messenger RNA, 1009 nt
Organism: Megalopta genalis
Lineage: Eukaryota; Metazoa; Arthropoda; Insecta; Hymenoptera; Halictidae
Product: putative hydroxypyruvate isomerase
Biological process (GO): glyoxylate metabolic process
Molecular function (GO): hydroxypyruvate isomerase activity
Source: RefSeq, a predicted model, not a curated record